This is a messenger RNA of Orcinus orca (killer whale), 4722 nucleotides long. It is a transcript of the gene PROB1, whose product is annotated as proline rich basic protein 1. The coding region runs from base 1294 to 4359 and encodes 1021 amino acids. NCBI's taxonomy places the organism in Eukaryota, Metazoa, Chordata, Mammalia, Artiodactyla, Delphinidae. The record is from RefSeq and is a predicted model, not a curated record. Gene Ontology annotation, cellular component: nucleoplasm. The transcript has a single exon.
CAUUUGCACCUUCUUACACUUCUCCCAAACUUAGAAGCUUAUUAGUCUGCACAAAUGGAGGAAGGAAAAAGGGCAAUGCUGUGUUGUGUGUGUUUUUCUUCUGCUAUGUCUUUUUAAGGUGGGGUAACAGUGUGUGAAGGGGCUAUGACAUGCUCAAGUUGCAUACGCAGGGCUGGAUGUGAUGGACAGGUUGGAUCCUCUCAGAAGCCAUCACUAAUGUGCCGUAGGUGAUAAAGGGGACACACCAGGCAGGGGUCCCACUCAGGGGAGGCUGAGUCAGAUUUGUCAAGUCUAGCCUUUCCUGGCUCAGUGUGAGAAUUAAUGCGUAGGAGGGGCCAGUGCUCUUGCUCCAGGGCCAGCUGGGGCCUGAGUCAUAGCAGGACCUUGAAGCCAGAAGUUUAAGGGCAAGUGGUGCCCAUUGUCAUUGUCCCAGGAGAGUGACAGGUGGUGGCUGCUUCCCCAUCAGCACUUGUCCCCAGGGCAAGUCCUAAGGUGGCAGGGGCUGGAUGAGGGCCUUGUGAGUGUAUGGGGGAGCACAGAGCUAUUCUUGCCUCAGAGGGGCUUUAGAGAAGGGACCACAGCUACCCCAGAGGUUCCUAAGAGAUGCCACAUCAGCAUCCGGGACUUGUUCUGGAAGCCUGAAAAGCUAGAACUGUCCCCUCCAGCCUAGGUUUCCACUAAGGGCAGUGGGUCCAGCCAGGGACAGCAGUUUUUUGAGGCCCCACUACAACUUUUGGAGUCGGGGGGAGCCCUCCAAGCCAUGCUCCUCUAUCAAAGGUGAGGGGGGAUGCACCCUUAUGAGCUCUAGCGACAGACUAUGGGAGGGCCAGGGAGGAGGGGUGCACUGCAGUGAUGGGAAGACGCGGGGGGCUGACAUAAAGAUGAAAUUGUUAGCAAGACCUUAGUUGUCUGGUCUCCUGGCUCACACUCUGAUCCACAUGCCGUAGUGCUUGAUCUCAGGCAGGUCCCUGCUUAGCCUCCGUUCCGUCACCUGUGAUGGAUGAGUGGAGCUGGGCCUAGCUCCUGCGUACAAGUUGGAUGCCUGCCCUCCCCUCACCAAAGCCUGGAAUGCCACCCCAGGCUCUCUGGCCGCGCCGGAGAAGGGGUCUGGGAGGAUAGGACCCAGGGCCCAGGUCUCUCCGGCUGCCUACGCCGACGUCUCGGGAGCGGACGCGGCCGCUUUAAGGCGCGGUGACCCCACGGCACCCGCGGGCGGGGCGGGGACAGUGCUGGCAUCCGCGGCACCAGCAGAGGCGAACGCGAGGGAGAGAGUGCGCGGCGUCCGGCCUCAGCAUGCUGACCGCGUUCGCCCCACCAACCCUGCCCGGGGUCCCAGGGCGGCUGCCCGCGGCCCCCGCGCGGCGCCAGGACUCCUCCAGUUCGUCAGGCUCCUACCACACGGCUCCGGGUUCUCCACAGCCCCCGGACGUUGGGCCGGACGCGGAGGGCAGGGCGAAUUGGCCCACGGUGGCCCCUGUGCUGGGGGAGGGCGCGCAGCCUCGCCUGUCCGUCAGUGCCCAGAAUAGCCGCCAGCAGCUCGGGCCCGGCUCGGGUUUCCCGCGAGGCCCGGCCUCGGGCCCGCGGCCACCUCAGCCCCAGCUGCGCAUGCUGCCGUCGGGGGAGAUGGAAGUCAUCUUCGGCGCCGGGCCCCUGUUCAGCCGUUCUGACGCAGAGGAUAGUGAGGUGCAACAGCUCACGACGCAGGCCUUCCGCAGCCUCUCUCCGCCCGGCUCCGCGUCUCCCAUCUCUGCCGAACCGCAGCCCCAGGGCCCCGACGGUGGCUCCCGCUGGGCCACCUACCUGCAGCUGCGACCCCGCGGGCCGAGUCCUGCCACCCCAGCGCAGUUCGAGUGUGUGGAGGUGGCGCUGGAGGAGCGUGCCGCGCCUGCCAGGACCCGGACGGUGCCCAAACGUCAGAUCGAGCUGCGCCCCCGGCCCCGGAGUCCCCCGCGGGAGGCCAGCGCGCCGCCCCCGCGACUGUUCCUGCGCACCGGCUCCCUGGACGAGUCUCUGGGCCGCCUGCAGGCUGCCGCGGACCUCGUGCAGACGGCGCUGGCCAGAAAACUGAGCCCCGCGACCCCUGCCCCAAGCAGCGCCACCUUCGGACCCACGGUACCGCCAGAGCCUGCGGCCCCGGAAACGCCCCGCAGUACUCGAGUGGCUCUGAAGGAGGCCAGGUCUCGGCCACCUCGUGUGCAUUAUAGUUCAGCCCCCGCCAGGGCCCCACGACCGUGGCCUAGCCUCCGUGAGCGCGCAAUCCGGCGCGACAAGCCCGCGCCCGGGACCGAGGCUCUGGGUCCAGUUAGUUCCAGCAUCUUCCUGCAGUCUGGGGAGAAGAUCCAGGAGGCGCACCACCAGGAACCCAAGACUCGGUUCCCGCAAGAGACUCCGGAUCGAACCGUCCUGAGGGCACAGAGUCCGUCUUCCCAGUCUAGGGCCCCCCGGGAGGUUUCGAGUAAGCCCGUGAGACCGAGGAGCCCAUCCCCGCUGUGGCAAGCCCCAAAUGGGACCGUGCGGGGUCCUCGCUGCCCCUCGCCCCAGAACCUGUCCCCGUGGAAUAGGGCUAUCCGGAAGGUGAGUGGCCCGUCGCUCCCCGAGGCAUCCUCCGCAUGGGGAAAUCAGGAUGCUGCUGUCACGGAAACUGUCAGCAGGAAGAGCCCUUCCCCUCCGACCCUUUCCCAGUGGAAUCGGGGUGUUGCCAGUGCAAGAAGCCCAUCCCCCGAAGCUCCUUCCUCGUGGGAGGUUCCGCAUCCGGCAGGUGGGGAUAUAGUUGAGGGGAGUAGGAGCCCGUCCCCGCCAAACUUGUCCUCAUGGGAGACUCCAGAUCGUCCUACUGGGACGUGGAGCCCAUUGCCCCAAGAGACGUGGGACUCCACAGUGCAGAGCUCAGCGGUAGUUUCUACGCGGGAAGCUAUGAAUGGCGUAGCCCAGGAGGAACUGGUGCCACCCACGCCAUCUGCACCCGGGACUCCAGAGCUAACAGAGGCGCAGAGUCCGUCCACGCGGGAGAUGCCGGAUCUUGCCUUCCCAGGCAGCCAGCUGUCGCCAGCGGUGGCUGCACCCCAGCUGCCCCUCAGUCGCCUCGUGGGCACCCUGGAUGCCGAUGCGCGCCCGGAAGCCUUGGGCUCUGGAGAAGCGGCCUCGGGACGCCCGCGCGUGGCCAUUCCGCGGCCCCGCGACGUGCGCAAGAUGGUGAAGACCACAUACGCGCCAAGCUUCCCGGCAAGCACCCCAGGCUCAGGGCUCCCUGUGCCUCCUGCGGAACCCCGCGGGGAGGAAGGCGGCGCAUCCAAGACACAAGAGCUUCAGGCGCUGGGGGCCCACGCCCCAGCUCACUACACUUCCGUUUUUCUCAAGGACUUUCUGCCGGUCGUGUCACACCCCUACGAGACCCCAGAGCCAACCACAGACACAGUCCCCCGGGACGUUACGCAGCCCAACGGGGUACUGCGGCGGAGGGCAGAGAACAGCACGGCGAAACCCUUCGCGCGCACUGAGAUCCGCCUGCCUGGUGCCUUGGCCUUAGGCCGCCGGCCGGAGGGAACCCAGGGAGUCGUGGUGCGCGGUCCUGGCGGAAAGAACAGGGAUGCAGAGCCCCAGCGCCUGGUCCCCGACGACAAGGGUCGUACCAGCCCUCUAGGCGACGCUCGCACCUCACCCCAGAAGUCGCCGAUAGGGCCGGCAGGGACCCAACCUCCCAGACCGCCCCGCCCUAGCUCCCCGCAGGCGUACCCUAGCUCGAGCCCUGGAAUAGCAUCGAAACAGGAGACGCCACCUAUGGCCCCUGAGCCCGCGGUUGCGGUCCAGUCGCCCCUCCCGCGGGAGCCCCAAGCGUCCGCUGGCAGAGCGGCCCCGCCCCAGGCCCGCGCCGCCUCGGCGCCUCCCAUGGACCGGUCCCCGGAAGGCCCCUCCCAGGGGGCGCGCAGGCCGCCCGGGGCCGCGCACCCGGGGAAGGUCCUGGUGGACCCAGAGAGCGGCCGCUACUACUUUGUGGAGGCGCCGAGGCAGCCUCGGCUGCGGCUGCUCUUCGACCCCGAGAGCGGGCAGUACGUGGAGGUGCUGCUGCCACCCUCGCCCUCGGUGCCACCCCGCCGCGUCUACACCCCGCUGGCCCUGAGCCCCGGCCUCUACCCGCCGGCCUAUGGGCCUAUCCCUGGCCUCUCACUGCCACCAUCCCCGGGCCCGCCGGCCUUCAGCGGCCCCCAGCUACCCUGGGCCUCCGAGGCGGGGCCCCUGGACGGGAUGUACUACCUGCCAGUGAGCGGGACCCCCAGCCCCGCGCCUCCUCUGCUCCUCUGUGCUCCACCCUCCAGCUUGGGUCCCGCCCAGCCGAGCAAGGGCUCCUUGUUCCCCGUGUGAGGCCCCAGGGCCUGAUCCCCAUGGUGUUGGGGCCCGUUAAUGGCCUUGGAAGUUCUGGCAUCCAGUCCUGUGCCCUCUUUUCCUUCUAUCACCUCUUUCUUUUACCCAUCUCAUGCAGUCUUCAGACCAGAAGUUACCUUCAGAGUGCUUAUCUGAGACCCCCAGCGCUGAUGGAGCUGGAGCUCAGGAAAUGGCUGCCUGUUUCCUCCCCCGACAGAAUCGUAUACCCCUUUCCCAAGCAUUCCCAGAGUGUGGUGUGUUGGGGGGCUGUGUGUGUGUGUGUUGUGGGAUGAAAAAAAUGCAGAACGUGAGAGGUGUGAGUUAGGUUUUAUUUGGGGCAAAAUGAAAACUAUAAGCCUGGGA